AUGUAUUUCACUCGCUUCGUGGAAAUAUCUUGCACGAUCGCCCUGCUGGCUAUUAUAUGUCUAGCUCAGCAUGACUGUGGCACAAGCUAUGUUACCGUUACUGAAACUGAAACCGUGUCGGUGAUGACUGAACUCUCAAUGGAUUCUACAAAACCAACCAAGGUCCCAACAGCUCCAGCAAUACCAGGCAACAUCGUCGAGAAUGGAGGUGGACAACCUGACAGCCACGUUACUAAAACCGAAACUGUGUUGGCAACGACCGAGCUCUCAAUGGAGCCUACGGAACCAACCAAGGCCCCAGCGGCUCCAAAAAUACCAGGCACCAUCGUCGAGAAUGGAGGUGGACAACCCCACGGCCACGUCUGUGGGUAUGAAAGUGGGAAUGGAGGUGGAUGUCGCAUUCGCGUUUCUACUUAUUACUCAAACUCGACAGUUACCGGUCCUACAUCAUCAAUUCAGAGAGAAUCGUCUUCAGCCUCUUGGAAGACUUGGGAAACAAGUAUCGCUUCUUCAAGCCCUUCUGUCAAAUCAAGUCCUGCUGUCUCCACCAGUGCUUCAUCGCGUUCAGCCGUUAGCGUGCCGUCUGCCGUUCUAACCCUAACUCUAAGUCAUAUCACCAGCUCGACCAAGUCUGCUUUGACAGUAUCAUCGCAGAGCCACAAAGCUACUAGCACGACUAACUCAGAUCCUUUGACGUUGACAGUCUAUUUGUCUUCACCCACCUUGUUACCUACUGCGACGACAACUUUUGAUUCCUCCACGUCUUCCACGUCUUCCACAAUCGCAACCUCGGCGGGAACUGACUAUCCCUGGCAAGGGUCCUACCAAGACAAAGUUAUCUACAGCCACAACAUUCACCGAAUGAACCACAGCGUCCCAAAUCUACUAUGGAAUAAAACACUUGCGGACGCAGCUUAUUCAUGGGGAGCCAGAUGUCAAUUCAGACACAACACUUCACUCCUUCGAGGUGGUUACGGUCAAAACCUAGCUGCCAGCUCGCCUACAGCUAGUAUCUCGAUUCACAUCUCGGAUUACUGGUACAACAACGAGAUGAAAAUCUUCGCUCCUUAUUAUGGAUGGCCUAAUCCUGGAGAAUCGUCAAGUGGUCACUUUUCUCAGAUUGUCUGGAAGGAUACCGCGAGCGUUGGAUGUGCGACUGUUAAUUGCAGAUAUUCCAAUCUUGGGAUGUGGUAUACUGUGUGCAAUUACUACCCACCUGGAAACUGGGGAGGAGAAUAUGGUGAAAAUGUACUUGUGCCAAUUGGAAAUCCCACUGUUAGAGGGGAUCCAUCGGAUAUUAUGACCUCUAAUUUCUUGUGA
Messenger RNA from Penicillium angulare, 1320 nucleotides. Its product is annotated as PR-1-like protein. The record is from RefSeq and is a predicted model, not a curated record. Bases 1 to 1320 code for a protein of 439 amino acids. The transcript has 3 exons. Gene Ontology annotation, cellular component: extracellular region. Lineage: Eukaryota; Fungi; Ascomycota; Eurotiomycetes; Eurotiales; Aspergillaceae.